AUGUCGACCCAGGAUCUCCAGUGGCUCCUUGUUCGCAAGUCGAACAGCUACCUCGUUAAGCAGAAGGGCCUCGGCCGCGUGUUCUCGCGCGAGCCCGGCAACCUCGCUGCUCUCCACAGCUACAAGUACUCGGGUGUCGUGAACGACAAGUCGGUCGGCAUCGCCCCCGCUGAGAAGAAGGGUGUGAACGUCGUCACGAAGAAGACCAAGGCCUCGCCCCUUGCUGUUAAGGGUGCUCGCGCUGAGACCACCGUCAAGGGUGGCCCCCGCCGCGUCGCCGGUGCCGUCGCCAACAUCGUGGCCAAGAACCGCUACCGCCCCGACCUCCGGAAGGCUGCUGUUGCCCGCGCCACCGCCAUUGUCCGCUCGCAGGGCGGCAAGCGCUUUGUUCCCCGUGAGCGCCUUCCCCGGGGCGGCGCCGCGCUCAAGAAUGUACGCAAGGAACGCAAGGUCCGGCCGGGAUACACGCCCGCCGAAGACGUGCAACGCUUCCGGCCCCGGCACGUCGCGCAGCGCGACGACAGCGCGGCGUCGCCGCGGCCAAGGGGGGGCGCACGCAGCUUGGCGGAUCUCGUGCGUGCAAACGACAGCCAGAACACGCCGCGCGCGCCACGCACGCCGCGCAGCGACCACGGAGAAUCGCGUGCAGAUCAGGCGGCGUCGUGGAAGAAGGAGGCGUCGGUCACGCCGAGCGCGCGCAGCACGGGUGCGAAAGGCGCGGCUGGCCGCGAGCUCUUUCCCGAAAAGGGGGCCAAGGUGGACGAGAAGCGCGAGGCACGCGCCGGCGACGCCAAGGCCGGCGACGCAGUCAAGGAUGCCAAGGCCAGCCGCGGCGCAAAAGCUGCCGAGCCCAAGGACGCCCGCGACGAGGCCAAGGCCGACAAGGCCGACGCGGAGACCACCGAUACCAAGACGGACGAGGAGAAACACGGCGCAAAGCCCACCGACAAGCGCGACACCGAGUCCUUCGACUCAUCUCCCACGAGCACGGCUCCGUCCAGCGAGCUACAGCCCAAGCCCUCUACGACCAGUGCAACGACGCCAACCUCCCACGACGCAUUAGCAUCGUCACUCGCCCGUCUUUCUGUCAAGGAUGCAAACUAG
This is a messenger RNA of Malassezia japonica, 1104 nucleotides long. RefSeq lists its product as uncharacterized. Gene Ontology annotation, cellular component: ribosome; cytosolic large ribosomal subunit. The transcript has 3 exons. Gene Ontology annotation, molecular function: structural constituent of ribosome. Lineage: Eukaryota; Fungi; Basidiomycota; Malasseziomycetes; Malasseziales; Malasseziaceae. Gene Ontology annotation, biological process: translation. The record is from RefSeq and is a predicted model, not a curated record. Bases 1 to 1104 code for a protein of 367 amino acids.